AUGGGGGACGUGGAUGCGUUUCUCGAAGAGCAGCUCGCAAGCGUCAAGGGAGGGCCUCGGCGCAAGGAGAACGGAGGAGGCGAUGCCGAAAACGGGCACGACCCGGAAAACGGAUCGAAGGCGGGAGCCGGGGGGGACGAGGCCGCAGCAAGCGAGGGCGGUGGAUCAUCCAGCGGAGACAGCAGCUCAGAUGGAAGUAGCUCCGACAGCGACGACAACGCUGAAGGCGAGAACGAGGAGGGGCAAGGGGAGGAGGAGGAGGAGGAGGAGCAAGAGGAGGAAGAGCAGGAAGAGGAGGAAGACAAGAAACACAAGAAAAGCAGCAGCCGGAGGAGCGACAGGGACAGGGGCAGGGACCGUGAUGACCGCAGGAAGCGGAGCCGGAGCCGCGGGCGAGGGGAGCGGGACAGUGACAAGCGCCGUAGGAGGAGUGUGAGCGGGGACCGAAGGAGGGACCGGCACAGCAGCCGCAAGGGGGAUCGUGACCGUGAUCGCGACAGGGACAGGGACAGGCACGGCAGCAGCAGGGGCGACCGGCGCGAUCGCGACCGGGACCGCCGAUCCUCCCGCAGAUCUCGCAGCAGAGACAGAGACAGGGACUCCGGCAGGAGGAGCAGGAGGAGCCGCCACUCCGGCGAGAAUGAGCACAAGAAGAAGCAAGAGAAGGAAGAGGAAGAUGAUGACGAAGAGAAGGAGGAGGAAGAUAAGGACGGAAGCGAUGGCAACAAGAUGGAAGUGGACAAGGACAAUGAAUCCAACCCAGAAACGUCGCCGGUCCAGGAAGACGGCAACGCUGAAGACAAGGAAGACGAAGAAAAAGAAGAAGAAAAAGAAGACAAAGAAGAAGCGGAAGAGCCCACCGAGGAAACUGACUCGAAAGAAAAAGACAAGGAGUCGAGGCGCGAGUCGUCCAAGUCUAAAAAAGACAGGUCGUCCAGGUCCUCCAGGGACAAGAGAAGGGACAGGCACCGGUCCCGCAGCAGGGAGAGGGACAGGGACAGGGACAGCAGGCGCCACGGAAGCAGCCGCCGCAGUGACAGAGACCGCGACAGGGACAGGGACAGGGACAGGAGGGACCGUGAUCGUGACCGCAGAGACAGGGACAGGGACAGAGACAGGGAUGACCGAAGGAGCCUGGUCCGGUGAGAACCCGGCGUGCUCCGUCCCGGCUUUGUAGGGAUGCGAGGUCAAUG
Ectocarpus siliculosus is the source of this 1193-nucleotide messenger RNA. Lineage: Eukaryota; Phaeophyceae; Ectocarpales; Ectocarpaceae. The record is from the annotation of a GenBank genome assembly.